Messenger RNA from Sitophilus oryzae (rice weevil), 3133 nucleotides. It is a transcript of the gene sip1, whose product is annotated as tuftelin-interacting protein 11. Gene Ontology annotation, cellular component: U2-type post-mRNA release spliceosomal complex. The transcript is spliced from 12 exons. The coding region runs from base 138 to 2645 and encodes 835 amino acids. Gene Ontology annotation, molecular function: nucleic acid binding. The record is from RefSeq and is a predicted model, not a curated record. Lineage: Eukaryota; Metazoa; Arthropoda; Insecta; Coleoptera; Curculionidae. Gene Ontology annotation, biological process: spliceosomal complex disassembly.
UGUCACAUCUAUUGUCAUUUGUCAUCUGGUUUUUUGUGAGGAUUCUGUUUGGUUUUGCAGUUUUUGAAUUUUAGCAAUUUAUUAAAUAAAAUAGCAGGAAAUAUAGUUAAAUUUAUUUAACUAUCUGCAGUAUAAACAUGGAAGACGACGAAGUAGAAAAAUUUGAAAUUACGGAUUACGAUUUGGAAAAUGAAUUCAAUAUUAACCGAAGCCGAAAAGGAUUUUCCAAACAUCAACAAAUUUACGGUAUCUGGGCAGAUGACAGCGAUGACGACGGUGAAGUAAAAAGGCCUGUUCGGGGAGGUAACAAACCGAAAAAUUAUACUGCACCUAUAGGAUUUGUAGCAGGAGGAGUACAGCAGGCCGGUAAAAAGAACAAACAAAAAGAAAUCAAAAUGGAACAGGAAGAUUUAGACACAGAAAAACCGACUACAUCGUUUAAGACUAGAGAUAGUUCGGAUUCAGAUGAUGAAGUUGUUCCUAGAAGAGGAUUUGGAGUACAAGGAAGGGAACCUACACAAUCUACUGUAACAGAAGUUACCAGUGACAUUGCGGGAUUCAGAACAAGAAGUAAACCUGACCAGUCUUUAAUAAAUAGAGGAAUGGGUAAUUGGGAAAAGCAUACCAAGGGAAUUGGUGCCAAACUGUUGCUUCAGAUGGGUUACGAACCUGGUAAAGGUUUGGGAAAAGAAUUGCAAGGUAUUGCAGCACCUGUAGAAGCCUAUCUUCGAAAGGGAAGAGGAGCAAUUGGAGCAUAUGGCCCUGAAAAACUUACUACCGUUCCAAAAGUUUCAGAAAAGGAUAUGAAAAUAAAACAAGAUGACGAACCAGAGAACAAAGGACCCUCUAAGUGGAAAAGGAGUGACAUAGCAGCUAAAAAGUCCCGCUAUUAUUACAGAAGCGUCGAUGAUGUAAUUGAGAAAGGUAAAAAACCAGGAGGUUAUAGAAAUUCGGGAAUUUCCAGUGAGCUGACAAAAGUGAAAGUUAUUGAUAUGACUGGCCCACAACAAAGAGUUUUAAGCGGAUAUCACGCGCUAAGUGGACUAAAGGCUCCUCCAGGUGUAGAACAUUAUGAAGAUGUUGUUCAUAAAAAAUGUCAGAACUUUGCUCUACCCGAAAUACAGCACAAUUUGGAUCUGUUAGUAGAUAUGUGUGAACAGGAUAUUAUUAGGAUCGAUAGGACGAGUCGCCAUAACGAGGAUCGAGUAACAGCUUUGAAGCAAGAAGAAAUUAUGAUCAAAAAUCAAAUUUUAAAAGAAGACAAACUAGUUGAUGUAUUGAAAAAUGUGCUUACAGUUGUGGAUAAACUUAUGGAUCCUUCACAAGAUUACUCUUUGGGACAAAUUAUGAAUAUAUUUAAAGGACUAUUGAAUAAUCAUUAUGAAGAGUAUUGUCAAUACGAAUUAUCUGAAUUAGCUCCUGGUUUAGUUGGACCUUUACUAACGUCAGCCUUAGCUAAUUGGAAUCCCCUGCAACAACCAACUCAGUGUAUAGAGUUUUUCGAAGAAUGGAAGGAUAUUCUGGAGGAACCCAGACAUCGUGGGACACUAGAAGGUAAUAAAGUUGGAAUACAGCCAUACGAUAGUCUCAUAUGGCAUACUUGGGUGCCUGUUAUAAGAACUUGUAUUAGUACGUGGAAUCCUCGGGAUUGUGAGCCACUGAUUACCCUAAUAGAAGCCUGGAAAAAUGUGUUGCCUGUGUGGAUUUUGAACAAUAUUACUGAUCAGAUGAUUAUGCCUCGAAUUAUAAAAGAAGUGAAUAACUGGAAUCCAUUGACAGAUACAAUACCAAUUCAUUUAUGGAUUCAUCCAUGGAUACCAAUAUUAGAUGAAAGGCUUCACGAAAAGGUUUAUCCAGUUAUUCAGGAAAAACUAGGAACUGCUCUUAACGGAUGGCAUCCUUCUGAUAAAUCAGUUAAGCUCAUGCUACAACCCUGGCAGAGGGCUUUGUCAAAGGGUACCUUCUUAGCAUUUCUACUUAAACAUAUAGUACCUAAGCUUCAACUUUGUAUACAAAGUAUGGUCAUUAAUCCCCAUCAACAACUCCUAGAUCCCUGGUACUGGGUUAUGGACUGGAGUGAUAUGAUAUCAGUACCGAAUAUGACCUUGAUUUUAGAUAAAUUUUUCUUUCCAAGGUGGUUGCAAACCUUGGCAAUGUGGCUUAACCAUAAUCCAAAUUAUAACCAAGUUACUGAAUGGUACUCUGGAUGGAAAGGAAUGGUUUCCGAUGAAUUAUUUGCCCAACCGACUAUUAAAGAAAGUUUCCAUAAAGCUUUGGAAAUGAUGAGCAGAGCUGUAGGUAUUAUGCAACAACCUGGGGCUAAAGAGUCAAUAUCGUAUUUAUCAACCAACGAAACGAAUACACCGCUUCUGCCACCUCCGCCAAAGAUUGAGAGUAUAGCGGAAGCAGUCAAAGUGGCUUCAAAAAUACCGCAGGGCUUCAAGGACUUGGUGACGAAACGUUGUGAAGAACGAGGCAUCCUGUUUGUACCAAUAUCCAACAAAUAUCACGAGGCUAAACAAGUAUAUAGGAUAGGCACAAACGGUGUUCAGUGUUACAUAGACAGGAACGUUAUAUUUUACAGUCAGAAUAAUUCAACUUGGAUUCCUACUUCAUUAAAUAGACUUUUAGAUAUGUCCUCUUAAAGAUAUAUUUAGCAUUAAGCCAAAAUUCUUCUCUUAUGAUAUAACAUAUUGUUAUAUUAAUUCACAUAAAUAUUGUUCACAAUAUUGUAUAUAAAAAGAUGUUAAAUUUGACGAUUGUUGAUAUACCGUGUCACAGAUAAAGUUGAAUUGGGACCUUUGAAUAAGAAGAGUAAGGAAGGAACGUAAUGCUAUCCAUGUAAUUAUGCAUGGUGGGCGGAAAAAGGACUCUAGGGUGGGGAUCCUUGACAGUUCUGUUUGACGAUUCAUUUGACACAUUUGAAUUUGAUUUGAAAUUUUGUGGAUUUGUCAAUCUUUACGGAGCUUAUUUUAUGUUAUUUAUUAUUUAUUCUACUACUGAUUGUUGUAUAAAGGUAGCAAAUCUACUUGGAAAUUGUGGCAGAACUUAAAUUAACAGUGACACUAUCGUGAUUUAUCGAAAAAGACUCUAAAAUGGUUGUGUAGCGUGCGGUAGAUCUCGGCAAAAAUCG